This is a messenger RNA of Penicillium manginii, 891 nucleotides long. RefSeq names its product putative methyltransferase. The record is from RefSeq and is a predicted model, not a curated record. Lineage: Eukaryota; Fungi; Ascomycota; Eurotiomycetes; Eurotiales; Aspergillaceae. Gene Ontology annotation, molecular function: oxidoreductase activity. The transcript has a single exon. Bases 1 to 891 code for a protein of 296 amino acids.
AUGGCCACCACCACCGAAACAACAACUACCACUCCAACCACUGGCAGCGGACCAGACUACAUUCCCCGGGGCCCAACAACCGCAGAAAUAACCUUCUACGCACCACCCCCGGACAACUCCGCCCCAUUCAACUACGUCGAAGCACCACCCACCAACCAACCCCAACGCAACUACCUCGAGCACACACACCAGGUACCCCUAACCGACAUUCGCGGUUCUGAAAAUGCCUACAAUCUAGACAAAGACGCCUUCCAAACCCUCUCAUCCGUCCCCACAAAAACAACCUACUCAACCUUCGACUCGGACACCGCCGUCCGCGAAACAUACUACCCAGAAGUCGAAUCCCUCCUCCUAACCUCCAUCCCCGGCGCAAAGAAGAUCCUCCUCUUCGACCACACUAUCCGCCGCGGCAAGCCCGACGCCCCCCGCCAACCCGUCAACCGCGCACACGUGGACCAAACGCCCCGCGCCGCAGCCGAUAGAGUCAGACUCCACGUCUCCGACCCGGAGGAGGCGGAGAAACUUCUCGCGGGACGGUAUCGCAUCGUCAACGUGUGGCGACCGCUGACAGCUGAGCCGGUCCAGUCUGCGCCAUUGGCAUUUGCGUCGGCGCAGUCUGUUGAUGGGGAGGAUCUGGUUCCAAUUCAGCAUCGGUAUCCGCAUCGGACGGGCGAGACGAUGGGGGUCAAGUUUAAUCCCCGGCAAGAGUGGAGGUAUUGGUCUGGUAUGAGUCGUGAUGAGAGAUUGUUGCUUAAGUGCUCGGAUUCGGAGGGGUUGAAGGGUGGUGACGUUGCGCAAUGGGUGCCGCAUACUGCGUUUUGGGAUCCGAGGACGCCGGAUGGGGCGAGGUUGAGGGAGAGUAUUGAGGUGCGGGCUUUGGUAUUCGGUUAA